GCAAGCUGUGUAUAACUUGCUUGCCCUCUGACUGCAGAGCUUAGGUUGAAAAAAGUACUGUAAGGGUUAAUUUCCUUUCCCCAGCUACAGACUUUGUGUCGCCCUGCUUUUCCUCCCCCUCCCUCCUAAACUGCCCAGAGACUUGAGAGCUGGGGAUCACACCAAUCAUGGGUGUGCUUUUUUCCCGGGUUUUUACCCUCCUCCCACCGGUUUAAAAGGGAGAUCUCUCCUCCUUCACCUCAUUCUGCCCCUCGUACCCGGAGAAUUUUGUUGCUGCCGGAGUGGGUAUGGACUUGGUCUCUCAACUUAGGGCUCGGGUGGAACAGGAGGGUGAGGGGUGGCUGACUCGUUUGCUUGCUGAGAUCGCCUCCCCUCCUGUCCCACCAUCGGCUGCAGCGUCUUCCUUGGGAGGUAGGCGGUCCUCCAGGCAGUCCCGCCCUCCUGUCCGUCUCAGCCCUGGUCUCUCUGCUUCCCCUGCUGUGCAGGGAGGUCAGUCACGUGGAGCUUCCUCCUUGAGACAGCGUGCCUCUUCCGGUCUCCAGCAGUCCCAGCCUGCAGCACCUCCAGUCUCCUCUACUGCCAUGGGGGCGCAGGCCAGCUGUAGCUCCUCCGGUGAGUCUGUGGUCCCUCCGACUCCUGGCCCUGUGGAUGCAGCUCCUGCCCUAUUUUCUACCCCUGUUGAUGCUGCUUCACCCUUGCUGUUCCCCCCUACCCAGGAGGCCCCCUCUCCAUCUGCGGCUGCAGGGGACGCCUCUCAGGCUGUGUUUGUGCAGCCUCUUCCACCCCCCCCUGUCCUGCCCUCUCCUGUCCCUCCACUAGCUGCUGCUCCUGCUGUUUCAGCUGUCCCUCCUCCUGCUCCUCCAGCUGUUGCCAGGGGGGACAGGGAGCGUUCCUGUGCUAGCUCCCAUGGCCGUUCCCCCUCUAGGUCCGGGCGAGGGCACAGGCGUUCUCGCCGCCGCUCUCGCUCUGGGUCUAGGAGCAGGUACAGGCGAUUGUCCAGGUGUUCCAGAUCCCCCAGGCGGUGCAGGCGCUCCAGGUCCUCCCGCUGGAGGUCUCCUUCCACUUCUUCUGGUUCAGGCUCCUCUGAUGCGGGAUCCAGGCGUGCUUCCAGGCGUCGUUCUGGUUCUCGGCGCCGGUCAAGUCGGCGGCCGGUUCCCGGAGCUUCGGUGCCUGCGGUGGUGCCUGUACCCCAGUCGUCCAGUGCUGCUGUUCCUCAGUCCAGUGUUCUUCACCUGUCGUCCAGUGCUGCGGUUCCAGGAGUUGGUGUUCCUUCUACGUCCACUGGAGAUGGAUUUUCGGCAGUUGCUUCCUCAGGCGGAUCCAGAGGGGUGCCCGUGUCCGGGCAUCCUGUGGGACAUCGUGGAGACUGCUUGAUGUCUUUAGUCAGGUCCUCUGUGGCUCCGGCCACCUGGUCAUCUCACGGUAAGGCAUGGGCUGAGUGGUUGGAUUUGGUGGGUGAUCGUGAUGUUGCAGGUGCUGUGCCGGAUAGGCUGGAGGUUACCUUAGACUAUCUGCUGGCGCUGCGCGGGCGCGGGUUUUCGGGUUCGGUUGCUGCUCGCCGAAUGUCCGGGGUGGCUUUUUAUUUUCAGCUUUUGGGCUGGUCGGAUGUCACGAAAUUUUUCGUGGUCCGUCAAGCUUUGAAGGGCUGGUCUCGGGAGCGGGUUUGCCUUGAUGUGCGUCGUCCGGUAUCUUUUCCGCUUUUGCUGAAAUUGGUUGUGGCGUCGCGCCAGGUUUGUUCUUCGUAUUUUGAGUCUGUUUUGUUUUCCACGGCUUUUGCGCUGGCCUUUUUUGGGGCUAUGAGAAUUGGGGAGCUUAUCCCUCCUUCUCGCUCGCGUCCGGGGGGUCUGGGUGAGUCGGAUAUUUUUCUUGGAGAGGGUUUUGUUCGGGUGCGUAUUGGUAAGUCGAAAACUGACCAGGCGGGCCGUGGCACGUGGCUUUUGCUUUAUGCGGUUAAUGGCGAGGCUUGUCCUUUUCAGCUGGUUUCUUCCUUUUUGCUUUUGCGGCCCCGUGGCCCCCUUUUUCUUCUGCAUGAGGAUGCUUCUCCCCUUACUCAGUUUCAGUUUUUGGCUCUUUUCCGGCGGUGUCUUUCGUUCGUGGGUCUUGAUUUUCGGGAGUUUGGUACCCAUUCUUUUCGUAUUGGUGCUGCUACGGAGGCCGCCCGUGCGGGUUUGUCAGAGUCGGAUGUUCAGCGCGUCGGGCGCUGGCGUUCUGCUUGUUAUGCUCGGUAUAUUCGCCCUGACCUUUUGAUUGAUUUUUAAUUUCUUUUCCAGAGUUUGAUCGGCCGGUGGUCUGGGUGUUGGGGCACUCCUAUGUCUUUCGUGCUGCUCAGCGGGCGGAGAUUCGUCCUGGUGGCCGGAACUUAGGAUUCCAAGGGGUCGAGGUGUGCUGGAGAGGCAUUGGCGGUUUGAGAUGGCCCCAAGUUCUGUCCGAAGUGGUUGGCAUCAGCAGGUUUUCCCGGGGGCCGGUUCUGUUGGCUUUGCACGUUGGCGGCAACGAUUUGUGUUACACUCCCUUGGCUGAGCUUCUCACCAUGAUGAGGGCCGAUUUAAUACGUUUCUCUGGGUUUUUCUCUGAGCUUCUCCUUCUCUGGUCGGAGAUUGUUCCUCGGGUUUUAUGGACAGGUGCUAGGGAUCCGGUGGCAGUGGAGAGGGCGCGCCGCACGGUGAACGCGCGAAUGUCUCGAUUCGUGCGCCUCCGGGCUGGCGUGGUGGUCCGUCAUGUGCAGUUGGAGGGGGAUAACGGUCGGUUGAUGAGGCCUGAUGGGGUGCACCUGACGGAUAUUGGUUUGGACAUCUUUUUGUCCGGUUUGCAGGAUGGGAUCGAGCAUGGUCUUUAUCUGUUGGGUGGGGGUCGGAGCCCAGUGUAGGUGUA
Messenger RNA from Hyla sarda, 2871 nucleotides. RefSeq names its product SH3 and multiple ankyrin repeat domains protein 1-like. The transcript has 2 exons. Gene Ontology annotation, biological process: DNA integration; DNA recombination. The coding region runs from base 288 to 2258 and encodes 656 amino acids. The record is from RefSeq and is a predicted model, not a curated record. Gene Ontology annotation, molecular function: DNA binding. Lineage: Eukaryota; Metazoa; Chordata; Amphibia; Anura; Hylidae.